CCACAUCGUUUGUCCUCAUUCAAAUCAACAAAACCCACUUCAAGAACUCCCCCAAUUUUUCAAAUUUCCAACUUUUAAAAACCCUAAAUUUUCAAUUAAAAAAAAUUCCGAUUCUUUUCAAAUCUUUACACAAAUGUUUCAAUCACAACACAGAGUAACAAGAUCCCCAUUAUCAAUAACCCCAAGAACCGACACCCACAAAAAACUAAACUUGACCCGACCCGUAACUGGGAAGGGCAAGGCAGUGGCUUUUUCCGACGACCCACCUCCGCCACCGCCGUUGGGGUUGUUGAAUGAGGAUGCGCCGCCGCCGGACGGUGGUGAUAUGAAUGACUGGAGAAUGUUUAAAGAAGCUGGUUUUUUAGAUGAAGCUGUUAUGGAAAAGAAAGAUCAUGAAGCAUUGGUUGAAAAGAUUGCCAGGCUUGAAAAAGAGCUAUAUGAUUAUCAGUAUAAUAUGGGGCUCUUAUUGAUGGAGAAUAAGAAGUUGACUGAAACCACCGAGAAGCUUAGAGAGGCGUUGGCUGAGAAACAAGAAAUCAUUAAACGUGAGGAGGCUGCUCAUUUGAUGGCUGUAUCUGAAGUUGAAAAAAGAGCAGAUAACUUGAGGAAAGCUUUAGAAUACGAGAAACGUUGUCAGGCUGAUCUUGAGAAGGCGUUACGUGAAAUUGAUGAAGAAAAUAAACAAAUUAAACUUAGUUCGCAAACUAGUUUGGCUGAUGCAAACACUUUAGUGGCGGAAAUAGGGGAUAAAGCUAGAGAGGUGGAAGAAAAGAUGCGUCAAGCUGAUGCAAAACUUGCCGAGGCAAACAAAAAAGGGCUGGAAGUGGAGAGGAGAAUGCAAGAGCUAGAGACUCAUGAAAGCUUGUUGCAGAGCGAACGCCAAACCUUUAUUGCAGGGCAAGAAGCAUGGAAAGAUACCUAUUCCAAGCAUAAAAAAGAUCUGGUGGAGUGGGAAAACAAAUUGCAAGAUGGUGAAGAGAGGCUAUGCGAAGGCCGUAGGAUUAUCAAUAUGAGGGAGGAAAAGAUCAAUGAAAUUGAGAGAUUGGUUAAACAGAAACAGAAAGAACUUGAGGAAGCACAUAAUAAGAUCGACUCUAGCAUUUUAGAUUCAAAGAAGAAAGAAGACGAUAUAAACAAGAGAUUAAUGGAGUUAAUUGCAAAAGAAGAACAAGCGGAGUCAGUUACAAAGAACCUUGAGAUUAAGGAAAAGAAACUGCUUGAUUUGACUCAGAAGUUGACCAAAAAGGAAAAAGUGGAGAUCCAGAAGCUUUUAGAUGCGCAUAAAGAUGCCCUGGAUUGUAAACGUCGUGAGUUUGAUCUAGAAAUGGAAGAAAAGAGGAAAUCCAUUGAAAAUGAAAUGAGAAACAAGGUGGAAGCCGUUGAGCACAGAAUGGAUGAAAUAAAUCACAAGGAGGAAAAAUUAAGAAAGCAAGAGCAAGCUCUUGAUAAGAAGUCGGAAAGAUUCAGUGAAAAAGAAAAGGAGAUUGACUUAAAGUCAAAGGCUCUGAAAGAAAAAGAAAAAUCUUAUCAAGCAGAGGCAAAAAGUUUGGAAACAGACAAAAAACAAUUACUUGCCGAGAUAGAAAGAUGGGAAGAUCUGAAAGCUAAUGCUGAAAAAAUCAGGGAUGAGAUCACUCAAAAGGAGCUACGUGUCCAUGAAGAUAUUGAAAAGCUCAAAAUUACAGAAGAUGAAAGAACAAAUUAUUCUCGUUUACAGUUGGAGCUGAAAAAUGAAAUAGAAAAGUGCAGAGCUCAGAAGGAGUUGAUUAUGAAGGAAAUUGAUGAUUUAAAGACAGAUAGAUUGAAAUUUGAACAGGAAUGGGAGGCUUUAGACGAGAAAAAAUCUGUCAUCACUAAAGAAAUACGGGAAUUUAGUGAAGAAAGAGAAAGCUGGGAAAAACAACGGGUUUUUGUAGAAGAGAAACUGGAAAAAAUGAAAAGUUCUACAAAAGAGUACGUUGACAGGGAACUGAAUGGUGUGCAGAUAGAGAAAGAAACAUUUGCUGCUACAAUGAAGCAUGAAGAAUCCCUUUUAAUUGAAAAAUAUGAAAACGAGCAUCGACAAUUUCUUCAUGAUUUUGAGCAAAGAAAGAGAGAUCAUGAGGUGGAUUUGCAGAAGAAACGAACAGAAUUAGAGCAAAAUAUGCAGGAAAAAGAGAGAGCAUUUGAGGAGUUACGGGGAAAAGAACUUAGAGAUAUUGGUUACUUAAAGGAAGUUACCAGAAAAGAUCUGGAAGAAGUGAAAUUAGAAAGAAGUAGAAUUGAUAAAGUGAAGAACGAGAUUGCUGUGAACAGUCAAAGAUUAGAAGAAAAUCAGCUCGAGUUGCGAAAAGACAUCGACCUUCUUGGUGUUCUUAGCAAGAAGAUAAAUUCCCAAAGGGAAGAAUUUACAAAGGAGAGAAAUCGUUUUCUUGAAUUUGUUGAGAAACUGAAGAAUUGUGGAAACUGUGGGGAGGUCACGAGAAGCUACCAGCUUUCUGAUCUUCAUAUACCGGGGGUUAAAGAUGACUCUUCUCUUCCAAGGACUGUAAAUGAAGUUAAUGAAAAGUCAGAGAGCAUCCUUGCGACCAAUUUGAAAUCUCCUAGCUCUGGGGGACUUGCAUCGUGGCUCAAGAAAAGUGUGUCCACAUUCAAGCUGACCCCACACAGGGAAAUGGGCCAUAAACAUAAUGAUAUCCCAGAAUCAUCCCUGCCCAUUGACCUGUCAAAUGUGCCAGCUGGUCCACGGGUUGAUAUUCAUGCUCAAAAGGAACCGUCUGAGGUUGCAAAGAGUCAAACGUUGCCAUUAGCUUCUGAUGAUCAGAGUUACAUGGGAAGCAAGAAUCUUGAUGUUCCAGAAAGUUCUCAGCAAUCAGAGAUGAGAAGUAGCAGGCGAACAUAUGUAAGAAAACCAAAAGUAGGUGCUCGUAAAAGUCAUACAGUUCUGGCAGUGUCUGAAGAUGGUAUUGUUAAUGGCAAUCCUGAAAGUCCCCAAGCUUCUAGCUACGCUGAGAAAAGAGCAGGCCCUGCUACAAGGAAACGAGCUCAUGCCGAAACUUCUAUUGUGAGUGGAAGUGAAAUUGAUGGUGGUGAUAGUGAAGUCCAGUCUGUAAGUAUAACAACAGUUGGGAGGAGGAAAAGGCGACAAACAGUUGCUCCGCCAGUGGAAACUCCUGGAGUAAGUCGAUAUAAUCUCAGACGACCCAAGACUGGAGAUGUCAUUUCGCGGCCUCAAGCUUCUACCGGUAAUAGAGGAAAGAACUUAAAGAAGGAAAUUUCUGGUGCAAAUGAUGCAACACAAAAGCGUGAGAUUGCUUCUGCCUUGGAUACACAAUUUGGUAGUGAGGAUGGGAGUACGGCUCUGGUACAUGUCUCAACGAGCAAAACAGUCGAGACUCAGAUAUUAGAUACAACUUUCAAAACACCAGGUGAUGUUGCAGGCAGCAGUGCUGCCAUCAAAGUUGUUAAAAAUACGGAAAUAGUUGAGGAAGUUACCGUUACCCCCGAGUCUCAGAAGUCUAACAAUGAAGAAUCAGAUGACAACAGUGAUAAUCUUGAUGAUGAGAGUGAAGAAGAUGACGGUAGUGAUGGUGAUGGAGACGCGCCACAUCCUGGUGAAGUGUCCAUUGGCAAGAAAUUAUGGACUUUCUUGUCGACGUGAUCAGAGCAUCAUUUUUUUUAUUCCUGGCAGAGUUUUGUAUAAUGUUGUUCCUGCUCUUUGUUUCAACAUAUCCAUGUACUGUCAUUUUAGACUGUAGAACAACUUCUGUUCAUAUUGAUGUUGCAGGUUAGUAUGUUUUGUAGCUUAUGUUCAAUUGUUUCUGUUUACAUUCGGAUCUCACUUAUACAUCGAUUUAAUAAUAUUCAGAUUGUGAGUUCUUGAACCAA
Molecule: messenger RNA, 3867 nt
Organism: Erigeron canadensis
Lineage: Eukaryota; Viridiplantae; Streptophyta; Magnoliopsida; Asterales; Asteraceae
Product: protein CROWDED NUCLEI 2-like
Exons: 8
Coding region: 134-3640 (1168 amino acids)
Biological process (GO): nucleus organization
Cellular component (GO): nucleus
Source: RefSeq, a predicted model, not a curated record